Molecule: messenger RNA, 788 nt
Organism: Emiliania huxleyi CCMP1516
Lineage: Eukaryota; Haptophyta; Isochrysidales; Noelaerhabdaceae
Exons: 5
Coding region: 6-788 (260 amino acids)
Biological process (GO): response to endoplasmic reticulum stress
Cellular component (GO): endoplasmic reticulum lumen
Molecular function (GO): protein-disulfide reductase activity; protein disulfide isomerase activity
Source: RefSeq, a predicted model, not a curated record
CACAUAUGCGCCUGCUGCUCGCCCUGGCGGCCGCCGUCGCUGCGGAGCCGCUCUACGACUUCUCCUCAUCCGCGCUGGUGGAACUCACCGACGACAACUUUGAGACGCUGGUGGUUGGCGACGCCACAUCGCUUUGGGUCGUCGAGUUCUACGCAGACUGGUGCGGCCACUGCAAGCAGUUUGCUCCGGGCUUCGCCAAGGCGGCGGGCAACCUCAAAGGGAUCGUCAAGUUUGGAGCGGUCAACGCCGAGAAGGCGUCGAAGACCGCCUCGCUCUACGGCGUCAACGGCUACCCCACCGUCAAGGUGCUGAUGCCCGAGGUGACGCGGAACCCAUACACGGGCAAGCUCGGCAAGGUGGCCAAGGACUACGGCGGCCCGCGCACAGCGCGAGGCGUCGUCGACUACGCGACGUCCCUGCUGCCGUCGGAGCUGGUGGCCGCCGUAACCGACGGAGGCCUGGAGAGCUUCCUGUCCGAGGGCGCGCUGCCAAAGGCGCUCCUCCUCGGCUCCAAGCCCGCCGUCUCGCCUCUGCUCAAGUCGCUCGCUCUCGCGCUCAAAGGGCGGCUGCAGCUCGGGUACGCGCACGGCGAGGCGGCGCCGGAGACGGCGACAGCCCUAGGCGCGGACACGCUUCCCCGUUGCAGGAGGGAGUGGCUCCUACCCUUCAUCGGCACAUGCGCCCGAGUAGGCGUGGACGGCUUCCCGCGCCUUGCGGUGGUGCCUGCGGGCAAGGGUGCGGCCGAGUCGAUCUCGUACACGGGCGAGACGGGGGCGGGGGCAGGCUGA